UCAUCUUCCACGCGCGCGGAGCGGAGCGACUCCCACAAUGCACUGGGGGUGGCCCCGGCAAGUGCCUGCUCCGCUCCUCCCCUCCCGGCGCGGCAGGGAGGGGCCCGCGCGGCGGCGGCGGCCCAGAUCCAGCCUGUGACAAUACCUGGGAAGAGUAUGAAUGUUUCAGAGAACUGGCUGUUCAAUGGUUCCUCACUAGCAUCUCAAGUUCAUGCUGCUGCUAUUAAUGGAGAUAAGGGUGCCCUCCAAAAGCUAAUAGCAGGAAACCCUGAGCUGAAAAAUAAAGAAGACCAGUUUGGGAGGACUCCACUCAUGUACUGUGUGUUGGCUGACAGGUUAGAUUGUGCUGAGGCCUUGCUGAAGGCAGGAGUAGGUAUUAAUAAAGCUGAUCAUAGCCAGAGAACUGCUCUCCACCUUGCUGCACAAAAGGGAAAUUAUCGCUUCAUGAAACUUUUACUUGCUCGCAGAGCAAACUGGAUGCAAAAGGAUUUAGAAGAAAUGACGCCUUUACAUUUAACUACCCGCCACAAGAGUCCCAAGUGCUUAGCUUUGUUGCUAAAAUACAUGGCACCAGGAGAAGUGGAUACACAGGACAGAAACAAGCAAACUGCUCUGCACUGGAGUGCCUACUACAAUAACCCAGAGCAUGUGAAACUUCUUAUAAAACACGAUUCUAAUAUUGGAAUACCUGAUAUUGAAGGCAAAAUCCCACUUCAUUGGGCAGCUAACCACAAGGAUCCCGGUGCAAUUCUAACAGUCAAAUGUAUUCUGGAUGCUGCUCCCACAGAAUCUUUAUUGAACUGGCAGGACUAUGAAGGACGAACCCCCCUUCAUUUUGCAGUUGCUGAUGGGAAUGUGGCAGUGGUUGAUGUCCUGACCUCUUAUGACGGCUGCAAUGUGACAUCUUAUGACAACCUCUUUCGAACUCCUCUUCACUGGGCAGCUUUACUGGGCCAUGCACAGAUUGUCCAUCUCCUGUUAGAAAGAAAUAAGUUUGGAACAAUCCCAUCUGAUAGCCAAGGGGCAACACCCUUACAUUAUGCAGCACAGAGCAACUUUGCUGAAACAGUUGAAGUAUUUUUGAAACAUCCCUCUGUGAAAGAUGACUCAGAUCUUGAGGGAAGAACAUCCUUUAUGUGGGCAGCUGGGAAAGGCAGUGAUGACGUCAUCAGGACUAUGCUGAAUUUAAAAUUGGACAUUGAUAUCAACAUGGCAGAUAAAUAUGCUGGCACAGCAUUACAUGCUGCUGCCCUUUCCGGCCAUGUCAGCACUGUGAAAUUGCUCUUAGAACAUAAUGCACAGAUAGAUGCAACUGAUGUAAUGAAGCAUACUCCACUUUUCCGAGCCUGCGAGAUGGGACACAAAGAAGUGAUACAGACACUCAUUAAAGGGGGAGCAAGAGUAGAUUUGGUUGAUCAAGAUGGUCAUUCUCCCCUUCACUGGGCAGCUCUGGGUGGAAAUGCUGAUGUAUGUCAAAUUUUGAUAGAAAAUAAAAUCAACCCAAAUGUGCAGGAUUAUGCAGGUAGAACUCCCUUGCAGUGUGCUGCAUAUGGAGGCUAUAUUAACUGCAUGGUCGUGUUACUGGAAAAUAACGCAGAUCCAAAUAUUCAAGAUAAAGAGGGAAGGACUGCUUUACAUUGGCUGUGUAACAAUGGCUACCUUGAUGCUAUAAAGUUGCUGCUGGGUUUUGAUGCUUUCCCUAAUCACAUGGAGAACAAUGAAGAGAGAUAUACGCCACUUGAUUAUGCUUUGCUUGGAGAACACCAUGAGGUGAUUCAGUUUAUGUUAGAACAUGGUGCUCUGUCUAUAGCUGCCAUACAGGACAUUGCUGCCUUCAAAAUCCAAGCUGUCUACAAAGGAUACAAGGUUAGAAAGGCUUUCCAAGACAGAAAAAAUCUUCUAAUGAAGCAUGAACAGCUGAGAAAAGAUGCCGCUGCCAAGAAACGUGAAGAAGAAAAUAAGAGGAAAGAAGCAGAACUGCGGAAGGGAAUGCAGGACCUGGUACUCAACAGGGUGCAAGUACAGCCACAUCCUGCAAAUAGAGAGAAGAGUAACAGAACUAGCACUCCACAGCUGUCCAGUAAACAAAUUGAUGUGCAUAGUUACAGGCUUUUCUGCAGUAGCAUUUCUCAAAACCAAGCAGGGAAAAACAAUAGAGGAUCACCUGCAACUUCUCAAAACAAAACAACACCAAAGGAAAAAUGUCUGUCUGCAGAGCUACCGGGUGAAGAUCACAAAAACCAAAAAGAAUUAUCCAGAAAACAUACCAAAAGCAAGACAGCUUGUGUCCAUUUCCAUUGUGGUAAAGAAAAUGAUGGAGCCAAAGUUGAAGCUAACCAUCAAGUUGUGGCGGCUACAGAGUGGUAUGGUGAAAAGCACAAGGAGCAGACUGCAAGCGAGAAAGGCUUAGCACAUGGCAAUGAAAAGCACAUCCCUUGUUGUAACACAGCCAGUGCUGGGGAGAAAUUAGCAGAUCAAAGUCAAUCUAUAGCUGGCAACAGAAGCCAUUGUGAAGGAACAAUAGGGCGCUUGCAGAAUAUUAACUGCACUGAUGGAAACUCAAGGAAUUCAAGGCAGUGUGAAACUCUAUCAAAAGGCAAACCACGCACGCUGAAAGCAAGAAAUAAAGAGUUAAACAGUGAGAGAUGUUCCCCAGCUGGCUCCAGUAGACCCGGAAGUGCAAAAAUGAGAUUUGUAAACAUCAGAAAUGACAGUUCACAUGCUGUAGUACAAAUUAACAAUGUGGCAAAUAAUGAAUUAGCAAAAAAGACCUGCCCUUUACUGUCUAUCAAAGCAGGAACUACAAGACCUGUGCCAAGUGAUCCAGCCGCACAUACUAUUUUUAAUGACAGUCUGAACUUGGAAAAAACAGAUAUAACGGGGUCCAAGAAUGCAGAUGAUCAAUUAUGUUCCCAUCUCACAUGUCAGAGUAUGAAUAUUGAACUUAUCCCAGUAGAGAUCCGUAUGCAGAUAAUAGAAAAGGAAAGAACAAGAAAAGAGCUAUUUCGGAAGAAGAACUAUGCUGCUACUGUUAUUCAGAGGACAUGGAGAAGUUACCAGCUAAGACAGAAGUUGGUCCAGCUUUUUAGUGCUGAGCGGCAGUGCAAAGAAGAUGAAGACAAAUGGAGACAAGAGACAGCUGCUUUUUUCAUCCAGGUCGCUUGGAAGAAACAGCUGAACCAUGGCCCUCUGAAAUCAGUGUCUUCAUGUAAAAACCUGAAAUCUAUAAAUAAAAGCAACUCAGCCAUAAAAACAAGCAAGCAAUCCAUCCUUAAGCAGAUAUACGGGCGUUCUCAAGAAGGAAAAGUUUGCCAUCCAGCAAGACCUUCUUCAAAGCAUAAGCUUUCUGAUGUGCACAUGAUCUCAGUAAGCAACCUGCAGUAUGUUCAUCUGCUGGAGAAUGAAGGGAAACUGAAGCAGUUUUCAUACAACAUGAGACCAACCACUGCUGCAAAGUCAAAAACCAAAAGACCCAAGCAUUAAGCAAAGCUGAGAAGUAGUAAUAGGGAACCUGAGAACAAUUUAAAGACUACUCCCCGGUUCUACAGGGAUGUAUGAAAUCUUUUUUGUAAUUGAAAAAAGUAUACAAAAUAUUAAGCUAACACAGGUAUUUUCCGUUCUUGUAUUAUCUCGGUGCUGUAAUGCCAAACCAGACUUCCAAGGAGUUGAACUCAUUUCGUGUACCAAUGAAAUGUAGAAUUAAAAAGUAAUUUAUUUACUGACAUGAUGACAUUUGAAAUUUUGUAAAGUUGAGAAGUGGGCUGGAAUUAGCAAUUUACAGAAUUUAUCAAAAUUAUCUGUAAACAUGUUUUGAGUGUUAAUUACAGCCGUACGUUCAGCCACGUUUGGGGUUUGAAAAAAAACUUUAUAUAAUGAACAUGUACAGUAUUGCCUUCUCUCUCUUCUCCAACCCUAUCACAGCACUUCUGAUUUAUGAAAGCUAAAAUAAAUCUUCCUGGGAAACAAUACAAGCAAGUAGUUUUCUCUAGGUAAAAAGCAUAAAACAAGGGCUAGUUCUACACUUAGAUUAAAAAUUAGGGAGCUGAAAUUCCCUCUAAAUUAGAAACCCAACCUCCCCUCCUAUCACCCAGUUAAUAUCCAGAUCUAUGAAACAGCCAGUUUCUCAAUGCAAUCCACAUAUUUAUUCUUAAUUUUAAAGGGGGGUGAACUAAUAUGGCUCCCACCUUUUCCUUUGAGAUUAUUCCACACUCUGCUAUGAAGUGAAAAUUCCUAGUAUUGCUACAUAUUAAAAUUCUUUGUUCAUUACCAUAGCGUACCCCCUCGGGAAUAUCCUAACCAAUGUCUCUCCAUACUUUGUGUUUACGUCCUUUUAGAUGGCUGCCCUUCGUCAAUUUCAUUGUGGCUGAAAUGGUCAAUUUUUUAUUUAGUCAAAAAAUGUUGAAAGUUUUUGUUUCAAUAUUUCCAAGUCAAAGUUACUCAGAACUUUUCAUCCCACAAAAAUUUGAUUUUACUUUUUGGGAUGAAAGCAAAUGCCAAAGUAUUGGCAUUUCCUGAGGGACUGAAAUCAUUUUUUCCAAACUGCUCUAAUCACAAGCUAGGUGUGCAGAGCAAAGGGUUAACUAUUUUGUCACUGUGUCUCAUUUCACCCCAAAUUCAGAGUACCAAAAGCUUGAAAUUACCUGUAAUAAGUACCUCAAAAUCUAUGCAGAGCAGAAAGUAUAGCCUCCACUAGGAAUGAGUGCAUCUGCUCAACAGCAACCUGUACGCUCUGAUUCAUCACUGAAGAGAAAGAAACAUUGUGUUUGAGCUCACUGUUCGAUGCUAACGUACUGGUAGAAAUUGUGACUGAAAGAAAGGACCAUGUUAACUGUUAAGUUUCUAGGGUGAAAGGCUGGCCCUAUAAAAGUCAGUGGGGCCAGGAUUUCACCACUUCACUCUCUCCCCUCAAACCAAAGGAAAUGUCUUUGUUAGUGAAAUAGUCAUAAUUUUUUUUUAUAUUGCCAUGCAUACCAUGGGGCCUUCUUCUCCCACUGACGUGAGCUGGAGUGUUGCCAUUGACUUCUCAAGUGAAAUGAAAGGCAGACAAGGGCAUGACUUUGGUGGACAUGUUUUUUAAGAAAAAAUAUGUAUGUAACAUGUUCCUUUUUUCCUUACUUUUGUCCUAAGCAUAUUGUAUUUUAUUACUCUGACUUUAUUCUUUACUACAUUACUAUUUUUUAUAUUCAAUAAAUAUCCAAAAUACU
Chelonia mydas (Green sea turtle) is the source of this 5204-nucleotide messenger RNA. It is a transcript of the gene INVS, whose product is annotated as inversin. Lineage: Eukaryota; Metazoa; Chordata; Testudines; Cheloniidae. The record is from RefSeq and is a predicted model, not a curated record. Gene Ontology annotation, molecular function: protein binding. Gene Ontology annotation, cellular component: ciliary inversin compartment. The coding region runs from base 157 to 3483 and encodes 1108 amino acids. Gene Ontology annotation, biological process: protein localization to ciliary inversin compartment. The transcript has 17 exons.